AGGGGCUGGACCUGGCGCUCGCGAGCCAAGCUGAGCGCCCUUUGUGCCGGGUAACCGCCCAGGGAUGCAUCCGAGCUAGGAGACAGGUCCAGGAUGAGGGCCAUGUCUGUCUGGGCCUCAGGCCUCCUGGUGCUCCAGAUGCUGCUCUUGGUGGCUGGGGAACAGGGCACACAGGAUGCCACCACUGUUGCCACCACCGCUGCUGAGAAGGGGCUCCACAUGCAGAAGGUGGGGUCUGGUUCUGUGCGAGCUGCACUGGCGGAGCUCGUGGCCCUGCCCUGUCUCUUCACCCUGCGGCCACGGCCAGGUGCAGCUGGAGAAGCCCCUCGGAUCAAGUGGACCAAGGUGCGCACCGCGGCAGGCCAGUGGCAGGACUUGCCCAUCCUGGUGGCCAAGAACAACGUGGUUCGAGUGGCCAAGGGCUGGCAGGGACGUGUGUCUCUGCCCGCCUACCCCCGGCACCGGGCCAACGGCACGCUGCUACUGGGGCCACUGAGGGCCAGCGACUCCGGGCUCUACCGCUGCCAGGUGGUGAGGGGCAUCGAGGAUGAGCAGGACCUGGUGUCCCUGGAGGUGACGGGUGUUGUGUUCCAUUACCGAGCAGCCCAGGAUCGCUAUGCGCUGACCUUCGUCCAGGCCCAAGAGGCUUGUCGUCUCAGCUCAGCCACCAUUGCAGCCCCACGGCACCUGCAGGCCGCCUUUGAGGAUGGCUUUGACAACUGUGACGCUGGGUGGCUCUCUGACCGCACUGUUCGGUAUCCUAUCACCCAGUCCCGCCCUGGUUGCUAUGGCGACCGUAGCAGCCUUCCAGGGGUGAGGAGCUAUGGAAGGCGCGACCCAGGGGAACUCUACGAUGUGUAUUGCUUUGCCCGUGAGCUGGGGGGGGAGGUCUUCUACGUGGGUCCGGCCCGCCGCCUGACCCUGGCCGGCGCUCGCGCCCAGUGCCGCCGCCAGGGUGCCGUGCUGGCCUCGGUGGGGCAGCUGCACCUGGCCUGGCACGAGGGCCUGGACCAGUGCGACCCGGGCUGGCUGGCCGACGGCAGCGUGCGCUACCCGAUCCAGACGCCGCGCCGGCGCUGCGGGGGUCCCGUCCCCGGCGUGCGCACAGUCUACCGCUUCGCCAACCGCACCGGCUUCCCCGCACCUGGAGAGCGCUUCGACGCCUACUGCUUCCGUGCUCAUUACCCUACUCCACAACAUGGAGACUCAGAGACCCCUUCGUCUGGGGAUGAGGGAGAGAUUCUGUCGGCAGAGGGGCCCCCAGCCCAAGAACUGGAGCCCAGCGUGGAGGAAGGGGAGGUGGUCACCCCUGACUUCCAGGAGCCUCUGGUGUCCAGUGGGGAGGAAGAGCCUCUGAUCUUGGCAGAGAAGCAGGAGUCUCAAGAGACCCCAGGCCUGGCCUUUGGGGUCCCCACAGUAGCCUCCAGACCUUACCUGGAGGCCGAAGAGGUGUGGCCAAGCACCUCGGCCCCCUUCUCCAGCAGCCUGGGGGCCGGCACUUCAGCUGGCACACACAGGGAGGCGACUCCAGCUGGUCCCACGCCCAGAAGGAGGGGGCGCUUUAAAGGCUUGAACGGGCGACACUUCCAGCAGCAGGAAUCCCAGCAAGGGCUGGAGGGGAGGCUUGAGGUCGGUACCCAGCCCCCCACCCCAGAGGCUGCUGGGAAUCAUGUGGAGCCUCCCCUGGCCACCGCAGUCACGGACUCUUUAGGGAGUGGCAGGAGCCAAAGCCCCUGGGCUGUGCUGUCCAAUGAGGUGGAUGUGCCUGGAGCUGGUUUCCCUGGUGGCAGGAGCCCCACAGAGCUCUGGCUGUGGCCCCCUACAGCGGUCCUACCCAGCAUCCCCGGCCCCAGCAGAGCCCUUGGCUUCAAGCUGGAAGAAGCCAAGGGCCCCAGUGUGAGGCUGGCCCCCCCAAAACUCCCCUGGGCCCCCUCUGAGGCAACUGCCCAUGCUCCUAGCCCCUCAGGGGAUUCCAGCGCUGCCCCCUGGGAGGUGUCUCCCAUGGUCACUUCCCUAGACCUCCCUGUCAUGGCCAUGCUUCGUGCCCCCAAAGCGUGGCUCCUCCCACACCCUACGCCCCCACCCACCCAGGCCAGUGGGGUCAAGGGUCAUAGUGAGGUCAUGGCCACUGCCCCACGCUCACUGUCCUCAGAGAUCCAGGCCAGUCCCCAGGACCCCAUCCAUCCAGAAGUGUAUUCCUCCCCCCCCUCCUUGGACCUGACAGGACAAGGCAGGGAGGCCAUGUUCCCGACAUUCCCCAGUCCUAACUCCCUCAGGGCAGACUUUGGAGAAAUUGAAGAGACCAGCCCCACUGGACUCGUCAAAGCUGAGCACCCCAGAUCCAGCCCACAGGCUUCUGUGGAUGGCAGUGCAGCAGCAGAUUUCACCCCCAUGGAGAUGGCUACUGAGCCCAUGGGAGGGAGAGGCAUCUCGGAGUCUGAGACUGGGGUCUUCAGCACAGCAGAGAGCCCCACUGCUGGCUCAGAGGCCACCGUGGGGGAGGCACGGGGCAUGUGGCCCUCACUGCACAGCGAACAGCUGGACCCCCGCCUCACCUCCUCACCGUUGAGGGGCCCUGGAGUCUCCCUGAGUUUGGAGCCUUGGGCUGCUACAGAUGGAGGAGGUACAGUGGGUCCCGCGGAUUCCACGGCCACAGUGGACCCUGGUGAUGCUGAUGGGAUUUGGAAACCUGGAUCCCGCGUGGUUGAAGGAGCUGAAAGCCCCACCAUGAGCCCUCAGGUGGCUGUGGAUAAAAAUGUGGUGACGUCCCUCAUGUCCCUGGACCAGGGGGACAAGGGUGGGGUCCUGGCCACGUCCACAAUGGACUCCUCCAGCUCCCAACCCCACCCAGAGCCAGAGGGCCAAGGGAUGACCCGGGGACCGCUGGGAGCCUCCGCCCUUCCACAGGCGGGCAGCCUCCCUGUGAAUCCCGCGCUUGCUCCUUGGACACCUACGGCGGCCGGCAUGAACAAGCCUGUGUCGGAGUCCUUGGGCGAGCCCACAGUGCCGUGGGACUCCCCCAGCACCCUGCCGCCUGUCCCUUGGGUCCUGGGCAAUUUUGAGCUGGAGGUCCUUGCAGGGAGUGCCAGUGUGGAGGAGGCAGCGAGUGGAGAGGAGCCAGCCCUGCCAGGGACCCCCGCAAAUGGGAGUGCAGAACAGGCCCCCUCGGAUCCCUGUGAGAACAACCCUUGCCUGCACGGGGGCACCUGUACAGCCAAUGGCACCCUAUAUGGCUGUAGCUGUGACCGGGGCUUUGCUGGGGAGAACUGUGAGAUCGACAUCGACGACUGUGUCUCCAGCCCCUGUGAGAACGGAGGCACCUGCAUCGAUGAGGUCAACGCCUUCGCCUGCCUUUGCCUCCCCAGCUAUGGGGGCAGCCUCUGUGAGAAAGACACAGAGGGCUGUGACCGCGGCUGGCACAAGUUCCAGGGCCAUUGCUACCGGUACUUUGCCCACCGGCGGGCGUGGGAGGAUGCCGAGAGGGACUGCCGCCGCCGAGCGGGCCACCUGACCAGCAUCCACUCACCUGAGGAACACAGCUUCAUUAACAGCUUUGGGCGUGAAAACACAUGGAUUGGCCUGAACGACAGGAUCGUGGAGAGGGAUUUCCAGUGGACGGACAACACAGGGCUGCAAUACGAGAACUGGCGAGAGAACCAGCCAGACAAUUUCUUCGCGGGCGGGGAGGAUUGUGUGGUGAUGGUGGCGCAUGAGAGUGGGCGCUGGAACGACGUGCCCUGCAACUACAACCUCCCCUACGUCUGCAAGAAGGGCACAGUGCUGUGUGGUCCUCCUCCAACAGUGGAGAACGCUUCGCUCAUUGGUUCCCGCAAGGCCAAAUAUAACAUCCAUGCCACUGUACGCUACCAGUGCGACGAAGGAUUUGUCCAGCACCACAUGUCCAGCAUCCAGUGCCAGAGCAAUGGCAAAUGGGACCGGCCCCAAAUCAUCUGUACCAAACCCAGAAGGUCCCAUCGAAUGCGGCGACACCAUCACCACCACCAGCACCACCACCAGCAUCGCCACCACAAAUCACGCAAGGAGCGCAGAAAACACAAGAAACACCUGGUGGAGGACUGGGAGAAGGAGGAAGGGAAUUUCUGCUGAAGAGCCAGGCAAAAGAGAGCACAACCCCCUUCCACACCUCCUCUGGAGCUUUCGCCUGGGGAGAUAGAGCCCAGAGAGAAACAAGAGGGUCCGGAAGCCCCUGCGCCCCAAACCACAUGCCCCACCCCCAUAAUCCUUUGUAAAAAGCCCCUCUCCCCUCUUUCUUACGUAUACAGGUCCUCUUGGCAGGUGCAGCCAUGUGUCUGAAAAUCCAGUUCUAGUCAGGCUGGACUCUGGGAGAAGCUCCCAGUGGAGGGAAGCACAAUCAGCAAAGAUCAUUCUUUGCUGCCCUGAUUUAGUCUUUUGUUGGCAAGUCUAAUUGCCAGUUGUUGAAAUAAGGCUUUGAUGAGGGUGCAAGAGUGUACGUUUGGAUUUGCACUGAGGAAUUGCUUUUCACACCAGAGAUGCAGGCUUUGUAAACUGUCAGAUGUCCUAAAUGCAGCCUUUGGUUAAAGUCACUGUCUUUGGGAGUAGAAAAUGACGUGGAAACACACUGCUUGAACUUGAGGACUGCUCUUCUGUUACCUUGGACUUGAACCAAGUUCAGUCUUUGGUCUUGGUGGAUAAACAGCGUUGAACUCCUAUGUACUGAAUUUUAGGAAUGUUUUUAGAACAGCCUCCUUCCAUGCCCUCAGAGUUAGGGGUCAGAUAGUCAGAGCAAUACGUGGGCAAUAAGGGAAGGUGUAUUGCUUAUCUUCCCAGGUCUUUGUCCCAGUGCUGAGAUUUGGUGGUUCUGCAUGUGUGGUAAAUCUCACAUGCACAUGCGCACAUGAACAUACACACACACACAUACACACACACAGAUGAGAGGAUAUUUAGGGCUUGACAAGCCCAGGUUUCUUCCCCCUCCAUCUCUCAGGGAGACAAAAACCUCCUUCCUGGACCAAGGAGGUGCCAAGUUUUCUAGCUCAGUGCCCGUGCCCAUCCCUCAAGCAGACAUCGGUAGUGCGCUGCCCUGGGUCCCACCCCUACCCCAUCCCUGUCUCCAUCCGUUGCCUGGGAGACUAGAAAUGCUUAAAAACUGAAGUAGUGACAUCUACCUGCAGUCCUGUAGAGAGAUGCACAGUGCUAAAAACCGAAACAUACACACACAUUUUUCUCUCAUCGUUUUUUAAAAACAUUUUAAGUGGGAAAGAACUCCCCUGGCCUUCCCCCAAAUCUACAACCUAUAAAGGACUUUCCAAGAUGAAGGCUGGGACCCAGCUCCCUGAUCUCUAGGAGGGAAUAUCCACAGCUUUUCCUCCAUGUUUUGUCUACUCUCAGCCCCUCCCGUCUGGGUAAUAUCUAUGGACUAGUGUUAAAACACACACUGGAGAUUAGCCGUCUGCAGCAAAGAAAAAUAAGCAAAUAUAUGGUCCCUCUAAGGGUUCAGUAGAGGCAGGAAUGUGUUGACUGAGCCUGUAUGCCUCCUGGGAAGUCCUAAUUACAGCUGACCACUUUGGAGUAGGUACCCUGCUAAAAUACUUGCACACUGUCUCCUCGAAUCUUCUCAACAGUCCACAGACUUAGAAACCAUUAUGUUCCCAUUUUACACAUGACAAAACAGGCUCAGACAAGAACGGCACUGGCUUGACGUCUCAGCCAAGGCAGAAGGAAGGACCUAGUCCUACCUCCGUCUGACAGAGAACACUGCUCUCUACUUUGGGGAAGGAAUUGAAACAUAAUUGUGCUCCCUCUCACACUCAUAGACAGAUUUAGGAAAAGAUUGAGAAGUGCAAACCAGACCCUCAUCCUCGACCAUGGUAUUCAGUCUUCCCUUCUAUAGAUAUCAUCCACUGUUCCACGAUACCGUAUUGUUAAGAAAGCCCAGGGAUAUAGCUUUGCCUUCUUGCUUUGAUAAUUCUUGUUCGUUUAAAAAUAUAAUAACACCAGUCAUCCACGUCACAAAAGAAUUUUCCUUUGUUGGGGGGUGCUGGAGAUGCAACUUUUUUUGGGUGUCUUAGUUUAUGGUCCCUGCCCUUGGUCCCCUUGGACCCUUGCCCUGCCCCUACCCCAGCUCCAUGGUGGGAGGGGGCUCUGGUCUUUCCUAAAGUGGCUGGUUUGUCUUUUGGUCUUUCCCUUUGGUAUGUGUGCGUGUGUUUGUGUGUGCCACUUGUGUGGCAUGCAUGUGUGUGCGUGUGAACAGCUUUGGGUUCCACUGGUUUUGCUGUGAGCUGCAGUUAUCUGUGGGUCUGUGGUAUCUGACACUGUGGACAUUAAUGUACUUC
Messenger RNA from Pteronotus mesoamericanus, 6314 nucleotides. RefSeq names its product neurocan (gene NCAN). Gene Ontology annotation, molecular function: calcium ion binding; hyaluronic acid binding. Gene Ontology annotation, cellular component: synapse; perineuronal net. The transcript is spliced from 16 exons. Lineage: Eukaryota; Metazoa; Chordata; Mammalia; Chiroptera; Mormoopidae. The record is from RefSeq and is a predicted model, not a curated record. Bases 94 to 4107 code for a protein of 1337 amino acids. Gene Ontology annotation, biological process: glial cell differentiation; positive regulation of neuroblast proliferation; central nervous system development.